UGUUGUCCUCGGAAACGUCGCGGACGCGGAGGGAUGGUUUGGGGCUUUAGGCGACUGUUCCACACCUAUAUGUGGGUCCCCUUCACCCAGAAUCUCAGAAACUGCGCGCGGGAUGAACAUUCGGGUGUUUCCGGCAGGUGAUGCUGCCGAGUCCCCGCAGCAGGGGGCGAGCAAGGGACUCGCGGCUGGCGGGACACGGAGCCACUUAGGCCCAGAGUGUCCCGAGUAGCGGCAAGUGGGGAGUGCUCAGGGUGCGCUACUGAUCUGUGUCUUGUAAGGAGCAUAUUGCUGGGUUUACAUCCGUUUAUCCCAUUUGACUGUUAUUUUAAUAGGUCCUGGCCCCACAAGGAUAAAACACAUCUGCAGUGCAAAUAGAAGUCUGAGGAACAGGUGUCUAUCAUGGAAGGAGACCUGACCUGAGACCUGCCUUAGAGGCUGGAGAGUCCUGAAAGAGAGUGGACCCUGGAGUUGCUGGAGCCUGUCUUGACCCUUCUGCCCAGAGCAGGCAAAGUCUGAAUGACAUCUCAACCUUCAGUGAUCAGCAAUAGCUGUGUAACAAUGGAGCAUUUGAGCCACAUGAUGGAAAGGAAAGCUUGGUAUUCUCAGGAGCCUGCCCUUUCCAAGGAAGAAGAGGAUACAACCAGGCCUCUUGAAACAGUGACAUUUAAGGAUGUGGCUGUUGACCUUACCCAGGAGGAGUGGGAGCAGAUGAAACCUGCUCAAAGGAACUUAUAUCGGGAUGUGAUGCUGGAGAACUACAGCAACCUAGUUACAGUGGGCUGUCAAGUCACCAAACCGGAUGUGAUAUUCAAGUUGGAGCAAGAAGAGGAGCCCUGGGUGAUGGAGGAAGAAAUGUUUGGGAGGCACUGUCCAGAAGUUUGGGAAGUUGAUGAACAGAUCAAGAAGCAACAGGAAACACUUGUGAGGAAAGUCACAUCCAUCUCCAAGAAAAUUCUGAUAAAGGAAAAAGUCGUUGAAUGUAAAAAAGUUGCGAAAAUAUUUCCUCUGAGUUCAGACAUUGUUACUUCAAGACAAAGCUUCUAUGACCAUGACUUACUUGAUAAGGGUUUGGAGCAUAAUUUAGACUUACUUAGAUUUGAGAAAGGCUGUAUAAGAGAGAAACAGAAUGGAUGUAAUGAGUUUGGGAAACUAUUUUACCAUUGUGCAUCCUAUGUUGUAACCCCCUUUAAGUGUAAUCAGUGUGGACAAGACUUCAGUCAUAAAUUUGACCUCAUUAGACAUGAGCGAAUUCAUGCUGGAGAGAAACCUUACGAAUGUAAAGAAUGUGGAAAAGCCUUCAGUAGGAAGGAAAAUCUUAUUACGCAUCAGAAAAUUCAUACUGGGGAAAAACCGUAUAAGUGUAAUGAAUGUGGAAAAGCUUUCAUUCAGAUGUCAAACCUUAUUAGACACCAGAGAAUUCAUACUGGGGAGAAACCUUAUGCAUGUAAGAAUUGUUGGAAAGCCUUCAGUCAGAAAUCAAAUCUCAUUGAACAUGAGCGAAUUCACACUGGAGAGAAACCCUAUGAAUGUAAGGAAUGUGGGAAAUCCUUCAGCCAGAAGCAAAAUCUUAUUGAGCAUGAGAAAAUUCAUACUGGGGAGAAACCUUAUGCAUGUAAUGAAUGUGGUAGAGCUUUUUCUCGAAUGUCAUCUGUUACGCUACAUAUGAGAAGUCACACGGGGGAGAAACCCUAUAAAUGUAAUAAAUGUGGAAAAGCUUUCUCUCAAUGCUCAGUAUUUAUUAUACAUAUGAGAAGUCACACUGGUGAGAAACCCUAUGUAUGUAGCGAAUGUGGGAAAGCCUUCUCUCAAAGUUCAUCCCUUACCGUACAUAUGCGAAAUCAUACAGCUGAGAAACCCUAUGAAUGUAAGGAAUGUGGAAAAGCCUUCAGCAGGAAAGAAAAUCUCAUUACACAUCAGAAAAUUCACACUGGAGAGAAACCUUAUGAAUGCAGUGAAUGUGGGAAAGCCUUUAUUCAGAUGUCAAACCUCAUUCGACACCAGAGAAUUCAUACGGGUGAGAAACCCUAUGCAUGUACAGUGUGUGGAAAAGCCUUUAGUCAGAAAUCAAACCUCACUGAACAUGAGAAAAUUCAUACUGGAGAGAAACCUUAUCAUUGUAAUCAAUGUGGGAAAGCUUUCAGUCAGAGACAAAAUCUUCUUGAGCAUGAAAAAAUUCAUACGGGAGAGAAACCAUUCAAAUGUAAUGAAUGUGGUAAAGCCUUCUCUCGAAUCUCAUCCCUCACUCUUCAUGUGAGAAGUCACACAGGGGAGAAACCCUAUGAAUGUAAUAAAUGUGGGAAAGCCUUUUCUCAGUGCUCAUUACUUAUUAUACAUAUGAGAAGUCAUACUGGUGAGAAACCCUUUGAAUGUAAUGAAUGUGGGAAAGCAUUCUCUCAAAGAGCAUCCCUUUCUAUACAUAAGAGAGUUCACACUGGGGAGAGACCCCAUAAGUGUAAGGAAUGUGGGAAGGCUUUUAUUCGAAGGUCAGAACUCACUCAUCAUGAGAGAAGUCACACUGGUGAGAAACCCUAUGAGUGUAAGGAGUGUAGGAAGGCCUUUGGUCGUGGUUCAGAACUUAGUCGACACCAGAAAAUUCAUUCUGGUGAGAAACCGUAUGAAUGUCAGCAGUGUGGAAAGGCCUUUAUUCGGGCCUCACACCUUAGUCAACAUCAAAGAAUUCAUUCAGGAACCAGGAGUGAAUGAAGAAAUGAGGGAUGACUCAGAAUUUGAUAACAUGAGAAAAUUCAUACUGAUUUGGAAAAAAAAAUCCAUAAUUCUAAGUGUGAGACACCUUAUAAAUGUUAGGAAUUA
Rhinopithecus roxellana (golden snub-nosed monkey) is the source of this 2811-nucleotide messenger RNA. Its product is annotated as zinc finger protein 568. Gene Ontology annotation, molecular function: DNA-binding transcription repressor activity, RNA polymerase II-specific. Gene Ontology annotation, biological process: negative regulation of transcription by RNA polymerase II. Lineage: Eukaryota; Metazoa; Chordata; Mammalia; Primates; Cercopithecidae. Bases 517 to 2703 code for a protein of 728 amino acids. The transcript has 8 exons. The record is from RefSeq and is a predicted model, not a curated record.